This is a messenger RNA of Verticillium nonalfalfae, 996 nucleotides long. RefSeq lists its product as uncharacterized. Lineage: Eukaryota; Fungi; Ascomycota; Sordariomycetes; Glomerellales; Plectosphaerellaceae. The transcript has a single exon. Gene Ontology annotation, cellular component: endoplasmic reticulum membrane. Bases 1 to 996 code for a protein of 331 amino acids. The record is from RefSeq and is a predicted model, not a curated record. Gene Ontology annotation, biological process: regulation of store-operated calcium entry.
AUGCGAUCCGAGGCCAUCUCCGCCCUCCUCCUGCCCCUUCUCUUCUCCCUUCCCGCCGCAGCAGCCGCCGCCAAACCGCCCAAGAACGCCAUCCUCCUCUCCCAUGUCAAGACGCUGACGCUCCGCGGCGACGGCGCCCAGACGACGCACCGCCGCCUCCCCGCCGUGCCCCAGCUCAAGUGCCUCUCGGCCCCGAAGCUCUGCGCCCUGCACCCGAUCGACGUCCUGCGCUGCACGAACCAGGGGUCCGGCUACGACGCGGAGGACAUCCAGUGGUCCUGCGCCGCCAACCUGCCCGUCGACCUCAAGCUCGGCAGCACCGACGUCCUGUGCGAGGGCUACAGCUCGGCCGACGACCCCUACGUCCUCAAGGGGAGCUGCGGCGUCGAGUACCGCGUCGUCCUGACCGACGAGGGCGAGAGGCGCCACCCUGACCUCGCGGGCGGGAACGGCGGAUGGGGCGGCGGCGCGGGCGGCGCGUCGGCGCUGCCGGGGUUUCUGUUCAUGGUGCUCUUCGUCGGCGUCUUUGCGUGGAUCGUCUACUCGGCGUGCGUCGCGCAGGAUCGGAACAGGAGGCUCGGCGUGGACGGCCAGCGGCGCGGCUGGGGUGGUGGUGGUGGUGGUGGAGGAGGACCUGGCGGUGGAUGGGGCGGAGGCUGGGGCGGCGGCGGCGGAUGGCAGCCGUUCAACAAUGACGACGAUCCUCCGCCACCGUACCCUGGCGCGAAGCCCUCGUCGAGCAACCAGCAAGGCCAGGGUUGGCGGCCAGGCUUCUGGAGUGGACUGGCUGGUGGUGCAGCGGCUGGGUACCUGGCAGGCGGCAGGAACAACAACAACAACAACAACCGCAACGAUAGGAGGACUGGCUUUGGCGGUGGAGGCUACGGCACCAACGACGGUUACGGUUGGGGUGCUGGCCCCUCGAGGACUUCUUCAGGGUCCAGCUCAUCAGCGAGACAUGAGAGCACUGGCUUCGGGUCCACAAAUAGGAGAUGA